GAGGGAAGUCUGACCCGAAGGCUGGUCCCUCUCUAAAUAAGCUAAUGCUCACCCUUUGACUCUUGGUCAAGAGUCGUCCUGAGCUGACCGCAGCUGCCUUCAGCAGCAUUUGCAACCCUGUAGGUGAAGCCUCAGGACCAGCUGCCUCCAGGAACCAUGCCGACCGUGGAUGAUAUUCUAGAACAUAUAGGGGAAUUCCACCUUUUCCAGAAACAAACAUUUUUCCUCUUAGCUCUGCUCUCCUGUGCCUUCACCCCCAUCUAUGUGGGCAUCGUUUUCCUGGGCUUCACCCCCGACCACCACUGCCGGAGUCCUGGAGUGGCCGAGCUGAGCCAGCGGUGUGGCUGGAGCCCGGCAGAGGAGCUGAACUACACCGUGCCGGGCCUGGGGUCUGCGGAUGAGGUCUCCUUCCUCAGCCAGUGCAUGAGGUAUGAGGUGGACUGGAACCAGAGCACCCUUGACUGUGUGGACCCACUGUCCAGCCUGGCUGUCAACAGGAGCCACUUGCCACUGAGCCCCUGCGAGCAUGGCUGGGUGUACGACACUCCUGGCUCCUCCAUCGUCACUGAGUUUAACCUAGUGUGUGUUCACUCCUGGAUGCUGGACCUGUUUCAGUCGGUAGUGAACGUGGGGUUUUUCAUCGGUGCUGUGGGGAUUGGCUACCUAGCAGACAGGUUUGGGCGGAAGUUCUGCCUCUUGGUCACCAUCCUCAUCAAUGCUAUCUCUGGGGUUCUCAUGGCGAUUUCGCCCAACUAUGCCUGGAUGUUGGUGUUUCGAUUUCUACAGGGACUGGUCAGCAAAGCUGGCUGGUUAAUUGGCUACAUCCUGAUUACAGAAUUUGUUGGGCUGGGCUAUCGCAGAACAGUGGGGAUUUGUUACCAAAUCGCCUUUACGGUUGGGCUCCUGAUCCUGGCUGGAGUGGCCUAUGCCCUUCCCAACUGGAGGUGGCUGCAAUUUGCCGUGACUCUGCCCAACUUCUGCUUCCUGCUCUAUUUCUGGUGCAUACCAGAGUCUCCAAGAUGGCUGAUCUCCCAGAACAAAAAUGCAAAAGCCAUGAAGAUAAUUAAGCAUAUUGCUAAGAAAAAUGGAAAGUCGGUGCCAGGCUCUCUUCAGAGCCUGACGGCAGAUGAGGAUGCUGGCAUGAAAUUGAACCCUUCGUUCCUGGACUUGGUCAGAACCCCUCAGAUAAGGAAACAUACAUUGAUCUUGAUGUACAAUUGGUUCACGAGCUCUGUGCUCUACCAGGGCCUCAUCAUGCACAUGGGCCUCGCAGGGGACAACAUCUACUUGGAUUUCUUCUACUCUGCCCUGGUGGAAUUCCCAGCCGCCUUCAUCAUCAUUCUCACCAUAGACCGGAUUGGUCGCCGCUAUCCCUGGGCUGUGUCAAAUAUGGUGGCAGGAGCGGCCUGCCUAGCUUCGGUUUUUAUCCCUGAUGAUCUACAGUGGCUGAAAAUUACCGUGGCGUGCUUGGGUAGAAUGGGCAUCACCAUGGCCUACGAAAUGGUCUGCCUGGUCAACGCUGAGCUGUACCCCACAUACAUCAGGAAUCUUGCUGUCCUUGUCUGCUCCUCUAUGUGUGACAUUGGCGGCAUCAUCACACCUUUCCUGGUCUACCGUCUCACUGACAUCUGGCUGGAGUUCCCGCUGGUCGUAUUUGCUGUGUUUGGCCUUGUUGCUGGGGGACUUGUGCUAUUGCUACCUGAGACCAAAGGGAAGGCUCUGCCUGAGACCAUCGAGGAUGCUGAGAAUAUGCAGAGCUCUGGUUGCCUCCCAGGCUCAAAUCCGGACAUGAGAGCCACAGGCUGGCUCCAACAAUUUGGCGUACCAACACGGGGCCUGGGAAUGGCAGAAGACGCUGGAAAAAACACUGCUGCUGUCCUUUGGGGCCAUAAGGACCGGAGGUCUGUGGUCAGCAGAUGUGCUAGGAAGACCGCUGCCGCCCUGGGGGAUGCCCUGGGAAGCGGGGAGAGCAAGAGACGCCUGGUAGUCUCCGGAGAUCGGUUGGUCAGAGAGACAAAGUUCUGAAGCGGAAGCUUACCCUUCCAAAAUCGUCUAAUUCUUUGGCCUGCUUAUGGAGGACAAGAAAGGGUCGCAUGUGUCUGGAUCUGUUGGUCUCUGUUUUGUGUAUUUUUGUGUAUGUGUUUAGAGCUAUGUGAAAAUCUAGAGAAGUGAAUUAUACCCUGACUAGAGAUAGUUUACACAUGAGAGAACAGGCUUAAGAAAAGCAGUACUCUCCGACUAGCUAGGGAUAAUUUGGUGAAAGAGAAAAAGAAAAAAAUAAAUAAACAGUAUCAAUUGGCCUUUGGAGCCCUGCACCUGUAGUUAGAAGUCUAGUGUGGCUGGAGAAGCCCAUGCUAGGAACUGAUGGCCUUUUUUCCUACAAAAAUCUCUGUGCUUGUGAUUAUUGUGUUUAGCUGUUCACAAGGUGCUUUUUAUU
Molecule: messenger RNA, 2437 nt
Organism: Mus caroli (Ryukyu mouse)
Lineage: Eukaryota; Metazoa; Chordata; Mammalia; Rodentia; Muridae
Gene: Slc22a2
Product: solute carrier family 22 member 2
Biological process (GO): transmembrane transport
Cellular component (GO): membrane
Molecular function (GO): transmembrane transporter activity
Source: RefSeq, a predicted model, not a curated record